UAAAUUUUAUGCACAUUUUCUCCCAUCACUUGAGGUUUCUCUCUUAGCUCUCAAGCCUACUAUGGCUCCAAUGCCCCAUCAAAUCCUCCGGGAUGACUUCAAAUUGUCGACAUUGCUCUACAUGGGCGCCUUCAUUCAAGCUGUCCUUUUCCUCAUCGCUCCUCACCGCAUUGUUGCUAUGCCCGUAGUUCUGACGCUAGCUGGUAUUGUCACGAAGAACAUGUUGAUCCGAUUUGGCUUCAUGCGUGACCCAAGUUUUGACAGAGUAUAUGUGGGGAGAACCACAGCACAAAUCGUCAACGAUGACGGAUCGGUCCCUGAAAAUGGAUGCGAUAAGGAGAUCGUCGUCUUUCUGUUAGGCUCUUGUACAAACAACGCAAUCGAUGGCCGUUUUGAUUCCGAUACCCUGGAAGUUCGUGACAUGUUCGGAGACAUGUGGAAAGAGCUGUCUGAUAACCGAGAGAAAUGGGGUUUCAUUGGCAAAACUGGUACCCUGCUCUCCACAGAUGUGGAGAAUACCAACAGUGCGGCGUGGAUCUCCUACUGGAGAAGUCUAGAGCACCUUCAAGCUUUUGCCCAAGCGGAAGCCCACCAGAAGGGGCUCAAUUGGUACAUGAAAGGAAAGCACCCGUCUGUUGGGAUUAUGCACGAAACAUAUGUCGUGCCGGCCGGGAACUGGGAGACUAUUUACCACAACUUCGUACCGUUCGGACUAGGGCAAGCAAAGCAACCCUUUAAGGAAGCAGAUUCCAUGAGAAAGAAGGGAAUGAGGGCCCCUCACGCGAGUGGGUUGAUGGAGGCAAAAGGGCCAACUUGGAAGUCAAUGAAAAGCAGAAUGAAGAAUUUGACGACAGAGAAAGAGGCUCAUAAUGAUUAAGUGGAAGUAGGAGAGAAACAAUUACUAUAAUUCGAGGUCCGAGGAUACUUAGACCAGGGGGUGAGCUUCUGAAAAGGGGACACUUUGAUAUGAAGUGGGGGCCAAAUUGCAAGCUUGCCCCAAUCGGGAAAGUCCAAGAGACACCAAACAUCUGAACCUUAACGCCCACAGACUUCAUCGAAUGUUGACAAAACAGUACUCAC
Hyaloscypha bicolor E is the source of this 1080-nucleotide messenger RNA. RefSeq lists its product as uncharacterized. Lineage: Eukaryota; Fungi; Ascomycota; Leotiomycetes; Helotiales; Hyaloscyphaceae. The transcript is spliced from 4 exons. Bases 62 to 877 code for a protein of 271 amino acids. The record is from RefSeq and is a predicted model, not a curated record.